Python bivittatus (Burmese python) is the source of this 2660-nucleotide messenger RNA. The record is from RefSeq and is a predicted model, not a curated record. NCBI's taxonomy places the organism in Eukaryota, Metazoa, Chordata, Lepidosauria, Squamata, Pythonidae.
UUGCAGUCUCAAUGCAUCUGAAGGGCAUCAGAUCACAAGGCACUAUACACAUCCCCGCUGAAACAAACAGGAAAUGUAAAAGUGUUCUUGCACCAACCCCAAGGGAGUAUGUGUGAAAGUAGAGUGUCCGACUGGAUGGCAUCCUAUGGCAAAUUCUCCUUGAUGACUUGUAGACAACCCAACAGGAACUGAAAGUAUAACUGAAGUUGCUGAAGCUAAAAGAGCUAUGAAGACCCACAAGUCUCCAGAGAAGACAACAGGAUCCUCUGCUCCUUCCCGAUGGCACAGGGGCAGGUUUCGGCGCAAGCCCUCCUCGCAGACAAUGGUGAAGGGACAGCUUCGGAUGCGGUCACCCUCAGGAGUCUUUGUGAUGGUGGGGAUCUCAGUGGUCCUAGUGGGAAUGACCAUUGCUGUGAUUGGAUAUUGGCCUCAUCGUACAAAGUCUGGAAGUGGUAGGCCAGGGAACUCCAGUGAUGCAGGAGACAUAAGGAAGGAAAUCAAGGUUUCUCCCCAAGCUCAUCCCUUCCUUCACAGUGAGAAAUUGAAGCUCAUUGGACCAGUUGUCAUGGGUGUGGGACUCUUCAUCUUCAUCUGUGCUAAUACUAUGCUGUAUGAAAACAGAGAUAUGGAAACUCGCAUGUUGAUGCAGCAGGAACUCUAUUCCAUGGGCCUGAGACUCCCACAGGACAUGGGACCAGUAAGUGAUUACUUUCAGAGAAGAAGGACCACCUCAUCCACUCUCAGGGCCAAUGCUGAAUGUGUAGAAGGCUACUACGAGGUGGACCUUUCUUCCAGUGGCUUCCAAUCCUGCUCCAGCCCUGUGAAGAAAUGGGUCAAUAGCUGCAAUUCCAGCAGGCUCCAGACUACUACCCAGUUCUUUCAUCACAAGAGUGUCUCACCUUCACUUUCCCUCUUGAGUAUCCAUUCUGACUCCAGUAACACCAUGCCAGAGAAUGGAGCCUUCUCCUUUGCUCGUGGAGCAGAGUCAGUCCUCUCUACAGCUGUCAAUGCCCUGCCUUUGCCUCUCAUUAAGCUUAACAACUGUCUUCUUGAAAAGCAGAGUGUUUCUCGGGUGGGUGUCCGGGACUUGGAAGGCAAUUGUAGGUUGCCAGAGGAGAAGGAGGAGGUGCGGAGACUCUCGUGGGCUCUUCUGCCUGGAUGCAACCGCAUUGUGCCCAGAAAGGACACACUGAAAGGCAGCCACAUAGUUAUUGAUAUGGAUAGCAAGCCCCACUCAGCUAUCUUGAUGGAUACAUUCAUGCAUCAUGAAUGUGCAAAGAGAGAGUUCCCAAAUUCGGGUCACUCUAAAUCUCUGGAUCUUGGCCAGCCAAGAACAGCAUUGGUGGCACCGAGUAUAGGUAGGAAACACAGGAGCUGGCCUAGGCUUGACCACAUUGGCCUACUCAACUAUGCAAAACUGGAAAGCCAAGGAGAAUCUUCUGAUAGGCUUUUGGAGGCAUCAAAAGAGCUUUUCAGGGGGGAGAGCAUUCCAUUAUCCCAGGAAAUUCCUAUGAAAACAAGUCCUGGUAUCUAAUCAAGCACCCAAAGGGAACUCUGUUAUUUUGCUGUGUCAAGUUGGCAUUGCCAAGAGGGGACAGAUUGAUAGGUAUUUACAAUGAACAUUGCAAUGGUGGCUGCUUAAUUCAUCAGCCAAUGUCUGAGCCCAAACCCUGUUGUCAACGGUGAAAUCCUUUGGAUGACUUUCUUCCCAAGGGCCUAUGGUUUCUUGCCUUAAUUAAAAGUCUGAUUGAGUGUGAAAAACUUUGCCUUGAAUGGACUACACAUUCCAGGUUAUGUAUGCGUGUGUAGGAAUAUGCACACUGUGUAGGUUUGUAGUUCCAUGUCACACAACUGGUCUCCUCACAAUGCACUUGUCAGGGCUGCAGGGAAGAGUCAGACGACUGCUUGACUUCAGAAAUGCUCAAGUGGUGCCUCCUAAAAUCACAAAGACCUGGUUUUAAAGAGUCAUGAAGUUAUACUUUUAUACAUGGGUGCAAGUUACUGAAUACUUUGAAGCUCAACUGCAGUUCCUGCCUGAAGUCUUUUAAUGCUUGGGUAGGAAUACUAGUUUGUUUGUUUUUUUAAUUUUAAAGACAGUUUAAAUACACUUAUAUUGCUGAUCUCAUAAUUUGGAAUCUAUGAAAGCCAGUGAUUUCUAAAGUAAAAAAAAAAUCCUACAAGUUAAUUGGUGACUCUUCUUUAUUUGCUUCAUUUUUAGGGAAUCAAUGAGUACCUAAAACCCUUCAAAGUAGGUCAGGUCAGGUCAGGAAACGGACUCCCCAAAGAUUUCUGGCACUUACUUUAUUUAUAAAGGGUGUAACAACGGAAUCUUGAAAACCUGGCAGAGAUUCUCUCUCACCCUUCUUAUACCUAAGAGAAUCAAGGUGGGCUAAUCUUCAGUUUCUUCCCCACUCCCUCCUCCCUUUCCAGGCUAAGCUGGUGUUGAGUGAACAGCUGUUGAAUAUCUUCUUCAAGACCAUUUCCAUACCCCUCUACAACAGGGUUGUUAAAGCUUGUCUCACACCAUUAAGAGCUAGAAUAAUUAGUUAUGCCAUAAUGAUCUCUUUUCCCAUCUUUUGAUUGAUCCCAUCUUCUUGGGUUUUGUUUUUGUUUUGCCUUUUCCAUUAGUCCUUUACUUUUAAUUUACAACCCAAGUUGUA